AUGGCUGUUCUGUCUGGGGGCCCUAAUUGUCUGCGUGUCUUGACGAUAAUUUUCAAUUUCUUCGUAUUUUUAUGUGGACUGACGGUCGUUGGAUUUUCCGGUUAUUUACUCUACACCUUGAACAACACUUUUACCAGUAUGAGGCCACAGGAAUACGGCGUGGUCGUCGGAUUUUUGCCCAUAGGCUUCAUCAUUUGUAUUCUUGGGUUCCUCGGCUGUUGCGGUGCCUGGAAAGAGAGUGUUUGCAUGCUUACAGCAUUUGCAGUUAUUAUCGCCCUACUCCUCAUUCUGGAUCUUGUUCUUGUCGUUUUGGGAUUCGUCUACAAAGAUAAGCUCCCUGAACUUAUCGAGACUUUCCUACAAAACGAAUUGGUGAAUUCCAAAAGCGGAAAUUCUGUAAUAAUGGAUAAUGUUCAAACAGCGUUUGCGUGUUGCGGUGUUCUAGGUCCGUCUGAUUAUGACGAAUCCAUCCCUUCUAGUUGUGAGAAUUAUGACCAGGGCUGCCUAGGAAAAAUGGAGGAUAUUUUCAUGAGGUUCUCAACCAUUCUUUUAAUUUUUGCAAUCGUUGUGGCGAUUUUCCAACUGGCUGCCAUAAUUGUUGCCUGCUACCUGCGAUCAAGCAUCCGGUCUUAUCAGGCCGUGUGA
Molecule: messenger RNA, 645 nt
Organism: Echinococcus granulosus
Lineage: Eukaryota; Metazoa; Platyhelminthes; Cestoda; Cyclophyllidea; Taeniidae
Product: integral membrane protein
Exons: 6
Coding region: 1-645 (214 amino acids)
Cellular component (GO): membrane
Source: RefSeq, a predicted model, not a curated record